GCGCCCUGACACAUCUUUAGUCACGCCACAUGAUGGUCGAUACGUUCCCGAGGAACAGCGUCUCGAGUACACCAACCAGUUCGAGCAGCUAUUCAAGUACGCAAGUGAGCUCGACCAGCCCAGCAAGCUGGCAAUCUUCGCUUGCUACAUGAAAGAGGAGAUGGUGAAGCGGCUGGUUGAGAUCGUACGUAUCUGUUCUUCCGAGUUUUUUUCUUCUUUCAACACCGGUUCUUACGAUGCCAUCUAGAUCGCUCAGACGCAGCACCAGCGGUCGCUGUUGUCAGCGUCUAGCAUGCCAAGAUACAUUCUGGACCUAGCCACUGUCCGCACAUACCUCCAAAUAUGUCAGAAUGUUGCAGAGAAUUUGUCGAAGCGGCUGUUGUCGAUGUCCCAAGAAUCGCCUCAAGGCCGUCCACAACUACCGGCGCAUGUGCCACCUCAAGCGAAUAGCCCUCCUAUGGCUCCACCGAUGUCCGACCUUGCUCCAUUGCAGCGGACCGAUCGCCCCACACCUAGUCCUCGCCCGCCGUCACGGCAGCCACAUUCGCUUGUUCCUCCGCCACAACUGAACGUUCCCACACCACAACCGACGCAGCCAAGUCCUCGUACCCAACCUAUCCAAACCACACCCAUCCCUGCUCCUGCCAAAGCGCAGAAAAAGCCUACAAUCGUUGCUGAGACUGCAGCCUCUGUCUCCACACCCCCUGCGUCAGCAUCUACACCAGCUAACCCACCGACGCCAGGUCACGCCGUCAGCUCGCCUCAAACUCCGAAGUCGCCGAAGACCAAAGCGCCCCCAAAGCCCAAGCCAAAACGCAAGCAGUCUAUCAAAGGACAGCCUCCUGCUGUACCUGCGUCCAGUUCGUUUGCGGCCGCAGCCGCCCCUAUCACUGAUCAGCCUUCCCCCGCUGCCGCCACACCCGAUUCUGGCCCUAAACGUAAAAGGGAAGAGGAUGUUGCGUCUACUUCUGCAAGCGGUGAGCAAACGCCGUCGAAGAAGCAGAAGACAGAAUGGGAAGGUCCGGAGAGUGAACAGCUCUCCAAGAAGAAGCAGGCCGUGGAGGAUGUCAAGAUAGACGAGGACGCGACCAAGUUUUUGGAGAACACGAUGGAGAUGCUGGUCAUGGCUACAAGCGAAGGCAAACAGGUUCUUCCGGCGGAGAUCUCGGAUACGAUAAACGAGAUCCUUAACAACCUAUCGGAUGCCGUGCCGGGCAUUGGGUCGUUGGAUGACACAGGAGCUGCCCGUAGUUCAACGCCUUCUGUUGCGGCAAACGGAUGCGACGGCUUGGAAUUUUUCGACUUUACGCUAUACAACGAGGACGGUUCGAAAGCCCCUACUCCCGACCUUGUGCAGACCUCGUCGACCAAUCCGAGCCCAGCGUCGGACGCGGACAGUAGCCACGGCGCUCCAACGAUGCCCGACACGGCUCACAUCGCGGAUGCCAAGGCUGAAGACGAGCUGGAUGGAUCUGACCCACUGCGGAUGGGUUUCUGGAGCGAGGUGGGCGGCGGCGAGGCGGCGUACUUCAACUCGGACCCCUGGAAGUGGGAGGGAUCCAUGCCAAUAUUAGAUCAGCCCUGGGCUAUUAACGACCGAUGAGCGGAUUCUUUUGCCAUUGUUGAUGCUUUGGUUGCGCUCCUACCCUUUUUUUGACUGUUUAAUCUAUUCGGGUGUCGGCUUGCUCUGUGCUAUAUACUCAUUCCCAGGAUCUCUCUCGGUAUUACACCAUCAAUACUCUGUCAUGCAUCUGCUGUUGUUCUUUUGGUUACCUCCUUUUUACCCCUGCGCUGUGUAUUUCUACUUUGUUUCGCUUGCUAUCGAUGACACUCUGGUUACCGGGUCCUCUGCCAUAGUGCGAUCCACUGGUCGACACGGGGUGAGUUGAGAUGGUACG
This is a messenger RNA of Phanerochaete carnosa HHB-10118-sp, 1898 nucleotides long. RefSeq lists its product as uncharacterized. Lineage: Eukaryota; Fungi; Basidiomycota; Agaricomycetes; Polyporales; Phanerochaetaceae. The record is from RefSeq and is a predicted model, not a curated record. The coding region runs from base 293 to 1603 and encodes 436 amino acids. The transcript has a single exon.